Eublepharis macularius is the source of this 1022-nucleotide messenger RNA. RefSeq names its product olfactory receptor 2AT4-like. Gene Ontology annotation, biological process: G protein-coupled receptor signaling pathway. Gene Ontology annotation, molecular function: G protein-coupled receptor activity; olfactory receptor activity. NCBI's taxonomy places the organism in Eukaryota, Metazoa, Chordata, Lepidosauria, Squamata, Eublepharidae. The coding region runs from base 72 to 1022 and encodes 316 amino acids. The transcript is spliced from 2 exons. The record is from RefSeq and is a predicted model, not a curated record. Gene Ontology annotation, cellular component: membrane.
UCCAGAUCCUGGGGCCGAGUGACAGGAGACCAUCCCCUUCCCAACGUGCGUAUCCAGGUCAUAAACAAAUAAUGGAGAACUGCAACUUCACUGGCUAUGUCCGAUAUUUUUUCAUCGUUGGCUUUCCCAAUCUUCAAGACCACCAGGUCCCGCUCUUUUUUGUCUUCUUGGUAUUUUACCUGCUAAUCCUUGCUAGUAACUUCACUAUCAUCGUGGCCGUUGUCCUAGAUCCAAAGCUGCAUAAGCCCAUGUACUUUUUCCUGACCAACCUUUCUAUCUUAGACAUUCUGCUCACAACUACCACCAUCCCCAAAAUGUUGGCUAUGUUCCUAGUCAAUUCGAGAUUGAUCUCUGCUCAUGGCUGUUUCUUGCAAAUAUAUUUCUUCCAUGGCCUGGCAAUAACUGAAACGUUCCUGCUUGUGGUCAUGUCCUAUGACCGCUAUGAGGCUAUCUGCCAUCCUUUGCAUUACACGGUCCGAAUGACAAAGAGAGGAAAUAUCCAGCUGGCAGCCGGUGCCUGGGUGUCUGCGCUCUUGGUGCCCAUCCCAGCGGUUGUCCAGUCCUCUCAGCUCGUGUUUAGUGGAACGCCCAAAGUUUACCAUUGCUUUUGUGACCACUUGGCGGUAGUCCAAGCCGCUUGCCAAAACUCCUAUGCCAAUUUCCAGAAUUUUCUGGGCUUUACGGUUGCUAUGAUUGUCUCCUUUGUCCCCCUUUUGCUCGUCUCCAUCUCCUAUGUCUACAUCAUUCUCUCCAUCUUGAGGAUCAGCUCCAAAGACGGGCGGAGUAAGGCCUUUUCCACCUGCUCCUCCCAUCUGAUUGUGGUCACCACCUAUUAUUCAUCCAUUGCUAUGGCGUACCUUUCCUACAGAGCGGACAUGCCCCUCGAUGUGCACGUCAUGAGCAAUGUGGUGUUUGCUAUUUUGACCCCUUUGAUCAAUCCGCUCAUUUACACUCUGAGAAACAAAGAGGUCAAAAACGCAGUGAAGAAAGUUGUCGUUCUCAAAAUGUUCCAUCAUCACUAG